Messenger RNA from Vigna radiata var. radiata (mung bean), 960 nucleotides. Its product is annotated as polycomb group protein EMBRYONIC FLOWER 2-like. Gene Ontology annotation, cellular component: nucleus. The record is from RefSeq and is a predicted model, not a curated record. The transcript is spliced from 10 exons. Gene Ontology annotation, molecular function: chromatin DNA binding. Bases 1 to 960 code for a protein of 319 amino acids. Lineage: Eukaryota; Viridiplantae; Streptophyta; Magnoliopsida; Fabales; Fabaceae.
AUGUUGAGACCGAGGGCGCUUCUGGUUCCUCGUGGUUUCAUGGGAAUGCCCCUCGACCCCAUGAUGGGCGCCAAAAUGUUUCGAAGUAAUCCAGAAGAGGAGCUUGCAACCAACGAGAUCCUUUCUGUUUUCUACAGACCCGUAGAACUCUGCAACAUUAUUCAGUCACGUUCUAUGGGAAACCCGGUAUUCCUUCGAAGAUGCUUGCGCUACAAGAUACAGGAGAAGCACAAUAAGAGAAUACAAAUGACAGUUUGCAUAAAGAAGGUUACUACCAAUAAUGGGAAAAGUGCCUUUCCUAUGUAUGUCUGUCUGGCUAGGCGGGCUCCUAAAAGUGGAAUUUCAAUGGAUAAUGUUGUUUAUCAAAUUGGCCGGAUUUUCAUCUUCCGAAAUUCCGGUGAAGUUGAUUUGAAUUCUGAAGUCCAAGUAAAGUUUACACUCCCAGAAUUGAAUAAGUUAGCGAAGGAAGCUAAAUCUGACACAAUCGAUCUCUUGUUUGUCAGCGCAGCCACUGCUGAGGACUCAAAUUUAUCAAAUGGAGUUAAUUCAAACUUGUCGCCUUUGGAUCCGAAUCAUCUGCCUCUUGGUGAAUCUGGAGAGUACUGUCUUCUGGGGACAACACAUUUAGAAUCAAUUUAUAUGGCUUGGAAUUAUCUUCCUAGUUUUCGUUUGGGACACCGAACUGAGAUUUGCACAACUUUGGAUUUGUUUCCAUGUAUUCUGAAGUCGGAUUUUCAAAAUCAGGGUGCAAAAGUCUCCAUUCAACGUCCAUCUAAUGGAAAAAAUAUGAGCAUAUCAGAGAUACAUAUCUCAAUUUCUGCUGAAGAGUUUGGGUCCAAGGAGAAAUAUUCCAGUUACAAACUAUACUUUCUGAGAUUCAUAGCUGAGUUGCUUCAUAGAAUCCCAAAAAGUGGUGCAAAGCAGCCAAUCCUAAAACUGUUUCUGCAGGAUGGCUGGUAG